GGCGGGGGAAACAGAAUUCUAUUUUCAUUGUCCGGCAAUUUCACCACUAAUUAACAUUCAGGUUUCUGAUUAGCUGGCAGCUAAUCCGUGAGAGUGGGCAAAGGUGAUGGUUCUUUUCCAACGAGUUGACUAAGAGUCGAAAGCUAGCUGAUAGUCAAUCAGCUGACGGGUCAGCCGCUUUGUGUCUCGCCUAGUUUCAAUUCUCAAUGAUAUUCUUGGAACAUAGUACAAUCAACAAAGAAAGAGAACAGCUAUUGGAAAUUCACUGCUCUGCGCUCUUGUUCUGUAUUUGUUGACAAAGUUAAGCGCAAAUAGACCGAUACAGAGAUCGCACACCUCUAAAACAACAAUGCUACAGAUAUCUGGACGAGAUAUAAAAGCAAGUUCUUUUUAUGUAAAUCAUGGCCAUAUAAAUUCACUCAGGCACACAGUUCACUAUGGAUCCACUCCAAGUUAAUCGCAGACGUGAGAAGAAUAAUCAUAAGCUAUUUAUGAAAGCCUGGAGAGGUUUAGCAAAUAUAGAAAUGGAGUUCGAAGUCAAGACUGAAAGCCACGCCCCGGAACAAUCUCAAGCUCUCACAGAAUUUCACUUAUUCCCCAAGCUUCCACUGCAGCUUAGACGAAUGAUCUGGGGGUUCACUGUUCUUCCACGCGUAAUUCAAUUAAGGAAUUGUAGACUGCCUGGGAGAAAUGGAUAUGACUAAUUUGAACCAUCAAUCCCACGACCCCUUUGCCCUCUUAAUAUUGUACCAUAUCAUAGCAUGCCUGCUACGUUCUGGACCUGUUUCGAGAGUAGAAACGAAGUCGCUAGGUAUUAUCAAAACAUCGCUUUUGUAUCUGAAGACGUCAAUCUUUACCCCUGGUAUUUGCCAGCAAGCUUCUUUGAGAAGUCUGAGCCCUCAAGCAUCUCUGAUUAUUACUGCAUAGAACAGGCGACCUUCAGCUUCAAGAAACUUCUCACGGAGUCGCCUUCGCGUCCUUUGGAACCAUCCGUCCCUUUCAAUCCAGAUGAAGACAUCUUCGAUUUCGAUGAGCUCUUAUACACCACCGCAGAUAGUAUGUUUCACCAACCGGAACGUAAUUUUCUUCUGUUCAAUACACCUUUUCCUUCAGAGGUGUUACCUUGGCGGCGUAUUACAUACAAUGAAGAAGUUGGGGCCCUGAUUAUCCGCCCUUGGGCUGUCAAGAGGGCUAGAAUAACACCCCAAUCAGCUUUCUGGUCGUGGCUUGUCAACGAUUUUAGGAAAGAUGACAUUUCUAGCAUGGAGCCUAUCAUUUUCAAGAACUUCAUUUUUCAAGACCUCGAUGAGUUCAUUAUUCAAGAUGUUGACUGCUUGCUAUACCACAAGUCUAGUUGGCAGGCGUAUCAAGAUGGCUGGAGGAAGUAUCUUCUCAAGAUGUUCAAAGUGGAGAGAUGUCAUAAUGAAUUUGCAGCUGUAAGGGGAGGUUUUACAUUCAAAAUUCCAAGAGUUGUAAUUUUGCCUGGUGCCAUAAGUGCAACAGUUUGCAAUAAUUGUCUUGAGUCACAGUCUGUUUACCGCCACAACUGGCAGUGGCUUAAGUCCAAGAAAUAUAACGACAAGAAGUUGAGAAUCCUGGCAGGUGGUAAGUUUUGAAAUAUAUAGGAUCCACCUGACUACUCAUGUGCUGGGUCAUCCAGCUUCAGACAAUGAACCCCUGGCAUGACCGGUGUAUAUUCCUUCGCUAAUCACAAACGACUAAUGAAUUAUCAAUGUUUCCCGAAUCUAAGAGUCAUGUUUCCAUCUUAGUAAAAAAAUAAUUGGAGUGCUAUCUUCAAAGUGGCCUCAACUAAACCCGCGCAUGUCUUCAUUCUUUUUGCUUGGCAACUACUAUCAUUUAAGAAUUGACAAUCUCUACAAUUCUUGACAUUGUAAUUUUACCUCCGUAAGUGGUUAAAUGGCAUGUUCACCACGUCAUCUUUUUCCUUCUCCGCUGUGACUUGAAUCCUCUCUGAAAGUA
Botrytis cinerea B05.10 is the source of this 1980-nucleotide messenger RNA. RefSeq lists its product as hypothetical. The transcript has 4 exons. The record is from RefSeq and is a predicted model, not a curated record. NCBI's taxonomy places the organism in Eukaryota, Fungi, Ascomycota, Leotiomycetes, Helotiales, Sclerotiniaceae. Bases 762 to 1616 code for a protein of 284 amino acids.